Molecule: messenger RNA, 567 nt
Organism: Lasiodiplodia theobromae
Lineage: Eukaryota; Fungi; Ascomycota; Dothideomycetes; Botryosphaeriales; Botryosphaeriaceae
Exons: 2
Coding region: 1-567 (188 amino acids)
Source: RefSeq, a predicted model, not a curated record
AUGAAGCUCCGAAGGUUGAGGAGGAGAAAGCGUGCAACACCUCGUCGCCAGCAAUCUGCUCCCUCUCUACAAAAACGUUUCGACGCCAGCGACGAUGCGACUGUCAAAGCCGCGGAGAACAGCGCAGCUGAAGGCCAUGCCAAAGAAGACUCGCCGCCCAAUGGCAGAUACGAAGACGACCUCGUAGAGGCCCUUCGACAGAGCAAGAUAGAGACGCAAAACACUCAUAGAGAGGAAACAAAGUCUCCCCUCGCCGGUGACGACAACUUCAUGCUUGCAGAAGCCGAGAAAGCAGAUAUUCAGAAAGCACUGAGACUGAGCCAAAGAGAGAAUAUUGCGCUCAGAAACGGAUCCGACGAGGAGCUCCGGUUGGCUCUCGAGCUGAGCAGGAUCGAGGCAGGACAAAAUGAAGAUACUUAUGACCCAGACACGUUUGGCGAGACGUCGAGAAUGGGUGCGAUGAGAAACAACGGGCGCAACGGUGGAGCACGUGCCUCUGUGCCUGAUUCGGAGAUGGGCGGGUGGAACGACCAGUGGGAAGAGCCGCCCCCGCCUUACGAGCCGUAG